UUUUUUAGAAAGGUCCUUCAUUUCUAAACCUCCAUUCUCUCUGGCUUCAUUGACUUUCGGUGACCCAGGAAGACUGAUCGAGAACCAUGGAUGCUCUCAACCUGCAAUUCUAUCUCAGAUAAUCUUGGCUGCCAUCAGUUUACAUAGGAGACCCGGUGGAUUAUUCUGACAGAGUAAGAUCCAUAGACCUGGCAGUGUCAUGACUGAAAAUAGAGCAUACAGAAAUCUACUAAUUGAAUUUCAUCCUAAAAGUUUUGUCAAGAGAAACAAUGAAUAUCUCACUUUGCUGCUCUGUGGCCGCUUUGGAAGAAGUGUUGUGGGUCGUAUCACAAUUUUCUUACUUAAAGUUGCUGCUUUAGAGAUCAUAAGGAGGUUCUCCAAGAGCAGAUGUCCAUGUGUAUGGCGAGGCCUUCAGGCUCUACAAAUCCUGUGUUAUCCACCUUUUAAAUGGAUUCAGAGGUGGGCACCCUUCAAGGGUUUGGUUGACAACAUGCAGGUCCUAUCAAGACCGUUGCUAGCCCUUUCAAUUGCAACAUUGUUUUCUGAUCAGUCAAUUGCAACGUUGUUUUCUAUGAAAUCAAAAUGUAGUGAUAGAAAGUCAGAUUGUAGUUCAGAAGAUGCAGCAGUAUACUCCGAAUUAUCACCUUUACAAGUUGAUUUGAAUAUAAGCCAGUGUUUGACAAAUCAUAAUAAUUUAGAAUCUGAGAAGUGGUUGACUCAACUCAAUCAAGAGCUUGAAAAUCAAGGACUUAGUUUACCUGAAAGAAUCGAUGAUGACGAGCUUAGGAGAUUUUAUGCAGCUUCUAAUAAUGAUUUUUCUAGCUUUCUUACCUCAAUAAAGAAGACCAUACGAUGGCGAGAGACUUACAGAAUUCUUUCCUGGGAAGAACAGAAAUUGUGGACAAAAUUGGUCUUUUGGCAUGGGUGUGACGUGGAGCGCAGACCUUGCCUAAUUGUAAGGCUAGGGUCAGCCUGCAAUACUUUGGAAUGGGAAGAUAGACCUCGUUUUGCUCAGGCAGUAAUAUCACAGGUAGAAUAUGGAGUCUUGCACUUGGUUGAUGCAGACAACCCUCAAAUUACAGUGUUGGUGGAUUGUGAUGGUUUAUCUCCAGCGAGAAUUCCCAUGCAAAUGACGAGAUCUUGUUCUUCCCUUUUGCUAGACCACUUUCCCAAUCGUCUUGGUUGCAUGUUUGUCAUACAACUGCCAACCAGUGCUCAUGUUAUUGCGCAGUCUUUUAUUCAAGAAUUGAAGCCUGCUACUAGAAACAAGUUGAAAAUAGAAGGGGAAAUGUUUCAGAAAGUUCUUGCGGACUAUCUGCCAACACUGCCUUCAUAUCUUGGAGGCUCCUGCACUUGCGUGAAAUGCUAUACCGUUGGCUCACAGGAUAUGCUGCAACCUUAUGUGGCUGGGACCAGCAGGAGAGACAGGGUGGAGAACACCAGUGACAGUGACAAUGAGGAUCCUCCAAUCUUGCAUCCUUCCAAUGAAUUAGAAGGCGGCUUAUAUGGUCAAUAUAAUCAGUUGUUGAGAGCUGCUAUCGUAGGUAUUCUUAUAUUUUGGGCUUUUGUAGCCCUUGGUGCUGUAGUAUUUGAAACCCAGUAAUCUUCACCUGCCCUGAUAAUUAAAGGCAUGCCAAAUGUGGUUUGUAUCCCUUGAAGAGUAAAUAUUUUUAUUGGGCGGCAUAAUCCAAUUCCAAACAGGAACAUGAUACUAUUGCAGAUUCUGCAGCAUACUAUCACUUGCACUAUAGUUUCUAUUUGUGAUUUUAUUAAUAGUCGUGUAACAUACAAAAUCACGUCAUUCCACCU
This is a messenger RNA of Vigna umbellata (rice bean), 1809 nucleotides long. RefSeq lists its product as uncharacterized. The record is from RefSeq and is a predicted model, not a curated record. NCBI's taxonomy places the organism in Eukaryota, Viridiplantae, Streptophyta, Magnoliopsida, Fabales, Fabaceae.